CACAGACGAGCCAUGGUGCUGCCGGCUGAUGCUGACGCGCCACGGUACCAUAUCUCCAAGGGUGUUUUUGUGCAACAAAACAAUGUCCAUCACAAUCAAUUCAUAAUCACAACAAGAGCUCUCACUACCGACACGGAGCCAUGUCCGGAUGCUAGCGGGCUGGGAACCGGAUCAUCUGACAGACCGGAUGCAUGCUUAUUUCCCAAAGCGGAAUCUCACGAUAACGAUGGCAGUCUUGGAGAUAGCAUAUCCAGUCGUCGUAGCACGAUGCAGGUGCAGUUCUCGUUAGCACGGCAUUAUCCGCGCCGCAAGGCGGCAGUGCCUCUCACACCGCCCAUGAGUGCAAGCGACGCACUACUGUAG
Bipolaris victoriae FI3 is the source of this 363-nucleotide messenger RNA. RefSeq lists its product as hypothetical. The annotation marks the transcript as partial. NCBI's taxonomy places the organism in Eukaryota, Fungi, Ascomycota, Dothideomycetes, Pleosporales, Pleosporaceae. The transcript has a single exon. The record is from RefSeq and is a predicted model, not a curated record.